AUGGUAAAGAAAGCGAUGAAAGAUUGUAAGGAUGAUAAAACUCUUCUUCAACUUCUUGAUGCUCGACAACUUGCUUUAAAGUUGAUUGCAAAUGUCACUUAUGGUUACACAUCAGCAAACUUCUCAGGACGAAUGCCGUGUGUUGAGAUUGCUGACGCCAUUGUUCGUAAAGCACAUGAGACCCUGGAACGAGCUAUCAAUCUCGUGAACACAUGUGAUGAGUGUUCUUGUGUGGUCUAUGGGGACACCGAUAGUCUUUUCGUAUUAGUAAAAGGUGCCAGUAAAGAGGAAGCGUUUAAGAUUGGAAAAGAAAUUGUUGAUGCUGUUACUGCAGAGAAUCCUAAACCUGUGAAACUAAAGUUUGAAAAGGUAUAUAUGCCUUGUUUUCUUCAAACAAAGAAACGUUACGUUGGUUAUAUGUACGAAACAUUUAAACAGAAAGAUCCAGUGUUUGAUGCGAAAGGAAUAGGGACUGUACGGCGAGAUACAUGUCCAGCGGUCGCUAAGAUUUUAGAGAAAUCUUUAAGGAUUUUAUUUGAAGAAAGCGACGUGAGUCUUGUGAAGAAGUUUGUCCAGCGGCAGUUCGUUAAAAUGAUGAAAGAUAGAGUAUCGAUUCAGGAUUUCAUCUUUUCUAAGAAAUAUCGUGGUAUGAAAAGAUAUAAACCAAAAGCAUGUGUUCCAGCUUUGGAAAUUGCAAGACGUCAUUUGUCACGUGAUCGUCGCGCGGAACCUCGCGUGGGCGAACGUGUACCUUACGUCAUUGUUAACGGCUGUCCUGGACUACCAUUGAUUCAAUUGGUUAAAGAUCCUAUUGAUGUGUUAAAUGAUAAAAAUCUACGCCUCAAUACCAUCUACUAUGUUCAGAAACAAAUACUUCCUCCAUUGGAUCGAGUUUUUUCCUUGAUUGGUGUUGAUGUGUUUUCAUGGUAUACACAACUACCCCGCUAUAUCCCUCGACAUCGUGUUAUUGCAAGGAAACAAAAACGUUCGAUUUCUCGGUUUUUUACAACUCUACACUGUCCUGUAUGUGAACAAUUAACACAGCAUGGUUUGUGUCAAAGUUGUCGUAGCAACCCUCAAAAGUCUGUCUUUAUUCUGGCAAGUAGAGUGGGGAACUGGGAAAGAAAAUACAGUCAUCUUAAAGAGAUAUGUUUUCAGUGUUGUGGAGCUAGAGAUGAACAACUGAGCUGUAUAUCACUGGAUUGUCCUGUUAUGUUUAAACUAGAGAAGUUAAAACAAAUAUGGAAUAUGGAAUGACAUUAAGAGACUUUCAAAAACAAUUGAAGAAAGUUAUGGUCAGUCAGAGGUAAACAAUAUAACCACCAAACGUUGAUGGUAUAUUAUCAUCGUUGAAUUCUUGAUGAAAUACAGAUUUCACAUUUUUCACUAGAGCAUUUUCUUGGCGAAGCACAUUUGUUAUAGAUUUAACUUUGUGAGGUUAAACCAAAGGCGGCCCAAAAAAUCACUUAAAUUGUAUAAACAAACGAUAACUUGCCCAUUUCAUUGUAACAGACCGUGCCCCGCAAACUUUGUAUUGAUUAAUUGUAUCUAUAUUAUAUAUUCAUUUAUGUA
This is a messenger RNA of Xenia sp. Carnegie-2017, 1572 nucleotides long. Its product is annotated as DNA polymerase zeta catalytic subunit-like. Gene Ontology annotation, molecular function: DNA-directed DNA polymerase activity; DNA binding; nucleotide binding. Gene Ontology annotation, cellular component: zeta DNA polymerase complex; nucleus. NCBI's taxonomy places the organism in Eukaryota, Metazoa, Cnidaria, Anthozoa, Malacalcyonacea, Xeniidae. Gene Ontology annotation, biological process: double-strand break repair via homologous recombination; error-prone translesion synthesis. The record is from RefSeq and is a predicted model, not a curated record.